AUGGCGACAGAGGAUGAGUUGACGAUGCAGAUUGCCGCCGCAGGUGACAAAGUACGUGACCUGAAGGCAGAAAAAGAUGCUGACAAAAUCGAUCAGAUGAAAGAAGCUGUGGCUCAUCUACUCGCGCUAAAGGCGGAAUUUAAGAAAGUAACGGGAAAGGAAUUCGGUCCACCGCCCAAACCUAAGAAAGAAAAGAAGUCACAAGUGGACCAGAUUCAGUCUCAAGACCCAUCUAAAAAGUCUAAGAAAGAGCUGAACAAAGAACGCAAGAAAGCGCAAAAGCAGGCGCUCAAGACUGGUGGAACGGACGAGGAUUCUGCCCCUACAGAAGCCCCUGUAGUGCCGACAGCUCCUGCUAGCAACAAGAAGACUCUCAAAAAGGCAGCACAUGCUGGAAUUGAGCUACCUAUCCCAUCUUCUGAAAAUGAUGGCGUCAUUGUCUUUUCCAGUGCUGGCCAUCUCCCACGUGCUAGUUAUGUCGUCGCUCAGCUUGUCAAAUAUGCGCCAGGAUUUUGCAACUUUGGGCGUGAUGCUGCUGCCUCGGCUGUCAUACCAACACUCACAUUGGCAGAUGGUCGCAUAGUUUCGGGUGAUUUUGCCGUUGCACGAUACUUGGCUCGUCUUAAGCCUGAACUGGGUCUAUUUGGUGUGGCUACAAAAGAUGCUACCGCAACAGAGACUGCCUUACCGCCUUCCCAGAUUGACGCGUGGCUGGACUUUGCUCUCACGCGACUUCAUGCCAAUAUCGAAGACGACGGCGGUCUUCAGAUAUUGGAUCGUGUGCUCAAGACGCAAACGUUUAUUGUAAAAAAUGCACUUUCACUUGCAGACAUUGGCGUGUGGGCUCAACUCGCUCCGUUGAAGAAAAAAAUUGACUUGUCCUCGUUUUCCAACGUGACGCGCUGGUUGGCACACUUGGAAGCACAGCAGACUCUGUUCGCAAAAGCUGAUGGCUCACUUAAGGCAAUCAAGCCUAUAAACUCACCUGCUUCGACGGGAGCUGCGGCUAAUAAGGUGAAAGAUACGGGUGGCUGUCCUCCUCUAAAAGAUGCAGUGGAUGGUCAUGUUGUGACGCGAUUUCCUCCUGAGCCAUCGGGUUACUUGCACAUCGGCCACAUCAAGGCUUGUAUGUUAAACAAUUACUACGCACGUCACUACCAUGGAAAAUUAAUUCUUCGCUUCGAUGAUACAAACCCAAGCAAGGAGAAAGAUGAGUUUGAACAGAGCAUAAUUGCCGAUUUAAAACGUGUGGAAGUUGUACCAGACAUUAUAACAUACACGUCCGAUUACUUUGACAAGAUUGCAGACUUUGCUCGCACGAUGAUUCGGGAAGGUAACGCAUAUAUGGACAAUACACCGCAAGAGAUUAUGCGAGACGAGCGUAUGGAGGGCAUAAACUCCAAAUGUCGCGACCAAACGCCAGACGAGAACCUUGCACUAUUUGAAAAGAUGCUGGUAAACGCAUCGGACGCCCAAGGCUACUGUUUGCGUGGCAAGAUUGAUAUGCAAGCAAAGAAUAAGACUAUGCGAGAUCCAGUUUUCUUUCGAUUGAAUCCAACGCCACAUCAUCGUACAGGAACCAAAUACCAGGCCUACCCAACGUACGAUCUUGCGUGCCCGAUAGUCGACUCGCUUGAAGGUGUGACUCAUGCACUGCGUACAACCGAGUACAACGAUCGGGACUUUCAGUACCAAUGGGUCCUCGACACACUCCGUUUGCGCAAGGUGAUAAUCCAGAGUUUUGCACGCAUGAAUUUUGUCUACUCGGUGCUAUCAAAGCGAAAACUGCAGUGGUUCGUGGACAAUGGCCACGUCGAGGGCUGGACAGAUCCACGGUUCCCAACGGUACAAGGUGUACUGCGUCGUGGUGUACAAGUGGAAGCAUUACGUGAGUUUAUAUUGAGCCAGGGCGCUUCACGCCGUAUCACGGACAUGGAAUGGGACAAGUUCUGGACCCUCAAUAAGCGUGUUUUGGAUCCAAUUGCACCUCGUUACUUUGCAAUUGCUUCGGAGUCAACGGUACCUCUCUUGCUCACAAAUGUAACGGAUACAGUAAUUGGCAUUCCAGUGGCGCGCCAUCCAAAGGAUCCAACAAUGGGCAAUAAGAUGGUACGCUUUUGCAGUAAGUUAUUGCUCGAACGUGAUGACGUCAACAAUUUUGUCGAAGGCGAAGAAGUGACACUUAUGCGGCACGGCAAUAUGAUUGUAAAAAAAAUGAAUAAAAAUGCUGAUGGUAUGAUCACAAGUGUUGAAGCUGAAAACUAUCCAGAGGGGGAUUUUAAGAAGACAAAACUCAAGGUUACGUGGCUGGCUGAUGUGCCUGAUCUUGUACCGCUCAUACUCGUCGAAUUCGACCACUUGCUCAAUAAGCCAAAACUUGAGGAAGGAGACAAUUUUCAAGACUUUCUUACCGACACAACACGUGCUGAAAUGCACGCUGUGGGCGAUCACGAGCUUCGUAAUAUGAAAGAAGGACAGGUUGUUCAACUAGAGCGUCGUGGCUAUUUCCGUGUAGAUAGACCAUAUCUGUCGGAUGACAAGCCCAUUGUCAUGUUUAUGGUCCCUGAUGGCAAAGUGAAAGCCAUGUCCACGCUAUCGACCAAGCUGGCGCACCGAUAA
Plasmopara halstedii is the source of this 2619-nucleotide messenger RNA. Its product is annotated as glutamate-trna ligase. NCBI's taxonomy places the organism in Eukaryota, Oomycota, Peronosporomycetes, Peronosporales, Peronosporaceae. The record is from RefSeq and is a predicted model, not a curated record. Gene Ontology annotation, cellular component: cytosol; cytoplasm; methionyl glutamyl tRNA synthetase complex. Gene Ontology annotation, molecular function: glutamate-tRNA ligase activity; ATP binding. The transcript has a single exon. Bases 1 to 2619 code for a protein of 872 amino acids. Gene Ontology annotation, biological process: glutamyl-tRNA aminoacylation; translation.